CAUCUUGAUUACACUCGGCUCAGCAAGUGGAAGAGACAUAGGCAGCUUGCCUAACUAACUAUAAAUUAAUGUAGUCUGUUGAUCUUUUGAGUGCGGAUAAUCAUUGGGUUAUUCCUUCUUAAAUAAUGGCUGGAAAUGAAGGAAUGGAACAUCUUAUACCCCUAGUUAAUAAACUCCAAGAUGCAUUUACCCAGCUAGGAGUUAGUCUUUCCUUAGAUUUACCUCAAAUAGCUGUUAUAGGAGGCCAAAGCGCAGGGAAAAGUAGCGUUCUUGAAAAUUUUGUUGGAAGAGAUUUUCUACCACGAGGUUCUGGGAUUGUUACUAGAAGACCUCUAGUGCUGCAACUAGUCAAUUCUAAUGUUGAGUAUGGAGAAUUUUUACACUGUAAAGGAAAGAAAUUUACAGACUUUGAAGCAAUUAGAAAAGAAAUUGAAGAUGAAACUGACAGAAUCACAGGAGCUAAUAAGGGGAUUUCUCCUGUCCCAAUCAAUUUGAGAGUAUAUUCUCCUCAUGUUUUAAACUUAACCCUUAUUGACUUACCUGGGAUGACAAGAGUGCCAGUAGGUGACCAGCCUGCUGACAUUGAACACCAGAUUCGAGAUAUGAUUCUAUCAUUUAUUCGUAAAGAGAAUUGUCUCAUUCUUGCUGUCACUGCUGCAAAUCAAGAUGUGGCCACUUCUGAUGCCCUGAAGCUUGCCAAAGAAGUUGAUCCAGAAGGGAUGCGUACCAUAGGAGUCAUCACAAAAUUGGAUCUAAUGGAUGAGGGAACAGAUGCUCGUGACAUUCUUGAAAACAAGACCCUUCCCUUGCGCAGAGGUUAUGUUGGUGUGGUAAACAGAAGCCAGAGGGAUAUUGAAGGAAGAAAAGAUAUUAAAGCAGCUCUUGAUGCAGAGAGGAAAUUCUUUCUAAGUCAUCCUAGCUACAGGCAUAUGGCAGAGAAAAUGGGAACUCCAUAUUUGCAACGGGUACUUAACCAGCAACUUACAAAUCAUAUCCGAGAUACAUUGCCGGCAUUGAGGGAAAAAUUACAACGUCAGUUACUUUCUAUGGAAAAGGAAGUUGAAGAGUAUAAAAGUUUUCGUCCUGAUGACCCUUCACGUAAAACUAAGGCCAUGAUGCAAAUGAUUCAGCAGCUACAGACAGACUUUGAACAGAAUAUUGAAGGCUCUGGUUCUGCAGCUGUAAAUACCAAUGAGCUCUCGGGUGGUGCUCGUAUCAAUCGUCUGUUUCAUGAACGUUUUCCAUUUGAAAUUGUUAAGAUGGAGUUUGAUGAAAAAGAAUUGAGAAAAGAAAUUGCUUUUGCAAUCAGAAACAUCCAUGGUAUAAGGGUUGGGCUUUUCACUCCAGAUAUGGCUUUUGAAGCUAUUGUUAAAAGACAGAUAGCCAGGCUGAAGGAACCUUCUCUAAAAUGUGUGGAUUUAGUUGUUAGUGAGCUAGGCAAUGUCCUUAGGAAGUGUACAGAAAAGAUGGGUCGAUUCCCAGCACUACGUGAAGAAACGGAAAGAAUCAUCAACACUCACAUCCGUGAACGAGAACAGAAGACAAAAGAGCAGCUGAUUCUGUUAGUCAAUGUGGAACUGGCAUACAUGAAUACUAACCAUGAAGACUUUAUAGGAUUUACAAAUGCUCAACAGAAAGCAGAAAGUACAGCUGGAAAACGAACCAUUGGAAAUCAGGUGAUUCGUAAAGGCUGGAUGUGCAUUCAUAACUUGGGUAUCAUGAAGGGUGGUUCUCGAGACUAUUGGUUUGUCUUAACCUCUGAGUCACUCUCCUGGUACAAGGAUGAGGAGGAACGAGACAAAAAGUACAUGUUACAUUUGGAUGGUCUGAAGAUCAAGGAUAUUGACCCUGGCUUCAUGUCACGUCGUCAUAUGUUUGCUCUCUUUAAUCCUGAUCAGAGUAGGAAUGUCUAUAAAGAUUACAAACAGUUGGAGCUAUCAUGUGAGGGUCAAGAAGAAGUGGACAGUUGGAAGGCAUCAUUUCUCAGAGCAGGUGUAUAUCCAGACAGAUCAUCAGGGUCAGUAAAUGGAGAUGGAGAGUCUGAAAGUUCAGGCCAAUCUAUAGACCCUCAGUUAGAGCGUCAAGUUGAAACAAUCAGAAACCUGGUGGAUUCUUACAUGAAAAUUGUAACCAAAACUUUCAGGGACCUUGUGCCUAAGAUUAUCAUGCAUUUAACAAUUAAUAGUGCAAAAGACUUCAUCUACAGUGAUCUGCUUCCAAGCCUUUACGCAUCAUGUGAUCAGGCAACACUAAUGGAAGAGUCCCUGGAAGAAGCUAAGAAACGAGAUGAAAUGCUUCGGAUGUACUGUGCUUGUAAAGAUGCUCUGAAAAUAAUUGGUGACGUUUCCAUGACAACAUCAUACCAACCUGUUCCACCUCCAGUGAAAGACGAUUGGCUGAAGGCCAGCACACCUGAAUCACCCAGACCUUCAUCACCAGGGCCAAGAAGAAACUUAUCUAUUAGAGCCCCCCCACCUCCACCGGUAGCUUCUCGACCAGCACCAGUAAUACCAUCUCGCCCUGAUGCUGGAACCAAUAGAGCACUUCCUGCAGCUCCACCUAGGCCAGUGUCUUCAGGAAACCUUCCUCCACCUUUGGUACCAUCCCGAGGGUCUGGAGGAAAUCUGCCUUCCAUUCCACCACGAACAUCACAGGCAGGACCUGAGCCCAUUCUGGAUGCAUUUGGCAUGCCUCUACAUAAAUAACUGGCCAUUUUGUCAGAGAGAGGCUGUUCUCUCCAAUUGAAUAAAAGAUGUUCGUUGGUGACUGGAUGCACUGCUUGUCUGUACUUCUUUUGCUUUAUCUUCUGCUUCUUAAAGCGUAGAUUGUUUUUGCCCUGUUUGAAGGAACAUGUAUAAGUGAGAAUGUAAUGUUACAUAGGUUGUAACACAUUGCAGCAGGGUUUGUGAUACUCUUCUUAGAUUCAGUAAUGUUACUUCUGAUUAUUUCACUUUGAUGGCUUUGCAAUUUUAUGUUUUUUUGUUUUUGAAUAUUCUUAUAAAUUAUGUACUCGUUUUUCCAAAAGAAGAAAAGUUUAGUUAAGUAAAGUCUGGGGUUUUGUAAAAUAAGCACACUUCUGGUUUUAUGAAUGUGUGGGUGUAUGAUUAAAAGGUUUGUUUAUUUUGUGACAUAAAUGAAAUUUGUGAUGACACGAAAAAGUGGUGACAUACACAAGUAUGCAGUUAAUGUUAGCCGUAGUUUACCUUACCUGGAUAAAACCUCUGUGGUUCUCACUUAAAAUACCACAAAGUGUAAUUGACUCUUCAGUCUUUAUUGUUGAGUUUAUAAUAUGUAAAAUUUAUUUUGUAGAGCUUACUAGAAAACUAGUUGGAUUUUUUUUUUCUUGUAUAUGUUCUUUUGUGUUUGUUUAGAAAUAAUCUUACAAGCUUAUUAGUGUUUAGUCUUGUCUUCAGAAUGGUAAACAUCUGCUGUUUGUUGUUAAGCAACUUCCCUUUGUAGUUGUAAAAUGUAAUAUCAAGAUAUUGGCCAGUUUGUUUGUCAUGAAACACCUCUUAUAAUUACGUAGAAACCUGAUCAGAAUUGUAAAUAGUCUUUUUAAUGUCACCAACAGUCAUUUAAUUUGAGAUUUUUUAAGCAUCAUCCUUUGCAUUUAUAAUUUUGAAUCAGAAUGGUAGAUAGUUUAUCACUAAGCCACAUCUUCUCAUACACUUGUAACAAAACUAAGUUUUGAAUGAUUCAAAUUUGUCCACCUGUUGAUUUUCUUUGUUGAAGAAGAAGUUUUUUUUUUAAAUGUGAUAUAUAAUAUAUACUAAUUUAAGGAACAAAGCCUUUCUACACAUAAAAAUAAACUAAUCACAGCAACAAAAUAAUGUAACACCAGGGUACAAGUUAUGUGGUGGGAAAAUAUAAAAUGUAUCCUGGUUUUGAUGGUGUCUACAGAAGUAAAACCUACAUAGCCACUAUUAAUAUAGAUAUCUAGGUAUGUAUAUAAUUACUAGUCACAUAUUUAAAUGUCUGUACUUAGAUAUGCAAUAUAUGUGUUCAGUUUGCAAAGUAGUAUUUCAAGUUUUGAAGUAGGCACUAUAUAUCAGCAUUUCUGAAAUAUACAGUAUAUUCAUAUCUCAGUGUGUUGAUGUUUGUAUUUGUAUGUACAAGUAAUUUUCAGGUACUUAAUGUUGUGGGAAAUUCUGUUAUAAAUAUAUGUAUCUACAAAUUGUUUUUUAGGUAUUCUGAUAAUAUGUACGUGCAAUGAAUAUUUUAGUGUCUGUUUCUCACCUGUUAUUUAAUUUUGUUAAAGUGCACUCACAAAAUUGAUUUUAAUUGGGUUGCUGUAUUCAAGUAUAUUUUAUGUUUAAAAUAUUAAGCUUUUGAGCAUGAUAUGCACAAGUGCGUGUGUUGUCAGUCUGAAGAAGAUACAAUAUAUGUAUAUAUAGAACAGCUCUUCUUUAUUAAUGUUAAAUACAUUUCUUGCUUAAUUGAAGUGGUUUUUCCAGACUUUUUUUCUUUUACACAAAUUGAACUUCAGUUGUUAAUAUGUUAAACAUAUACAAGUUAGAUGUUUAAGCUUCUAAGAGUUUUUAUGGUUAUUAUAGAAAAUUUGAUAAUUAGACUUUUCUUACCACAUUUAGAAAAAUUAUUUAAAUAUUACUCAGAACUUGAUAAUUGUAGAUGUUUUUAAGUACAGGAGAGCUAUAUGGUCAACUUCAGUAGUUUUCUGCAGAAAUUAGACAUAGUUCUAUAUGCUUCAUUGACCUCAAGUUACUUUUGAUAUUUUUCUUCUAGACAUAGUAAAUAGAAUUGUUUUCAAGUUCUUGAUUUGUAUAGAUAAGAAACAGCAUGUUAUUUUUUUCAGUUUUUGUUCAUUUCCCCUCCCCCAAUUUCCAUUACUUAUUUAGUUAGUUACGUUUUAUUCUGUUUUGUAGGAGACCCCUACCUUCUGUUCCUCCGCGAAUCCCUGACAGACCACAGGUUCCAGCCAGGCCUAAUUAGGUCACUACCGAUUUAUCAAAGUGUACUAACCAAGACUUUUUGAUCAGUGUACCAUUGGUUUCAUCCCUGAUUUAACCAUAGUUUCAGUUGUUUGCAUCACUAAAACCUUACUCUGGAGCAUCAUGUUUGCUAAAUGAUUAACUGAACUUCAGAAUUUUCUCAGUGUACAAAUAAUAGCUAGUUGCAGACUAAGCAUCAUCACUUUUCAAGUAUUUAUUUUGCAUUUUUAUUGUUUAAUCUACUUGAGAACUUUGUUUCAUCUGUAAAAAAAAUAUUAUUGACAGUUGUAUGUAUAAGAUAUGUAUAUUGUGCACUGUUGUAAAGUAGAGUAAUAUAAAAAUGUUGACUAGUUAUUAUUGGUAAACUUACAGUACACAUAGAGAUCAUGCUGCAUCUUAAAUUUAUUUUUCAAUUUAUCAAGUCUUAUGAGAUGAAGGAGAUAUUGUUAGUAAAGUUUUGAAGAGUUAAAAACUAUUUGGUAACUGUUACAGAGAUAUUUUUUCUUUGCUAAAUUUGUUGUUAGUGGUAUUAAAAAAGGGUAUGAAUAAAUAUUUGUUUGAGGAGUGUAUGUAGAUAAGUUUCUUUUGUGUUUUUGUAAACCUGAAUGAGCAUCAUUUGGGAAUCUCCAUUUUAGAUAACUUAUUUAUAUUGUGGUUUAAAAUUUUGACUUCUUUCUUCAAUAUCCUGUAGCCCACAUCAGCAAUAUGCAAAAUUAUAUAGUUGCUCUUAUGUUUCAAACAUUUUUUCUUCAUACACUAAAGUUGUUAAAGGUGUUGUUCAGAUGGGUUGUUAAUCAGGUUAAGCAAUACAUGAAUAAUUUUAUUGUUGCAUGUAUUGGCCAGUGGUAAAGGUACAUAAAUUAUUAGGGUAACAGUGUUUGUAUUUUUGUUCUAUUCUCCAUUACAACUGCAAAUGUGUAAAAAUUAAGACUUUUUUUAUGUAAUUAGUUAUUAAGUAUGAUGUAAGUUUAUGAAAAAAAAAGGAAAAACAUGCUCAUGCAUUUAUAAUGUAUAUAUACAUGUCUUCUGAAGAUUCCUCAGAUGGGAACUUUGGUUUCAGAAUUUAAUGUUGAAUGAGUAGUAUAAUAUUUUCAGUGGUUUUGUAUAUAAUGUGCAGUAAUAUAUUUGUAGAAUGUGGUGUUUGUCAUGUAUAGAUGGAUUAAAAUUCUUUCAAUGAAUUA
Messenger RNA from Limulus polyphemus (Atlantic horseshoe crab), 6130 nucleotides. Its product is annotated as dynamin-1-like. Gene Ontology annotation, biological process: receptor-mediated endocytosis. The record is from RefSeq and is a predicted model, not a curated record. The coding region runs from base 126 to 2705 and encodes 859 amino acids. NCBI's taxonomy places the organism in Eukaryota, Metazoa, Arthropoda, Merostomata, Xiphosura, Limulidae. Gene Ontology annotation, cellular component: cytoplasm; plasma membrane; synapse. The transcript has 19 exons. Gene Ontology annotation, molecular function: GTP binding; microtubule binding; GTPase activity.